UUACGGAAGCAGGAUGGGAAGGAGUAACGUUACAGACUUCUUGGGAACCCUCUGAGAUAUGCAACAAUGUGGAAUGAUCUCACUUGCUCUAUUGCCCAAUCCUCGUCUUCUAGUGGAAACUUGAAAUAUAGGGCGUGUCAAGCUAGUUACUGGAGGUCACGUGCUACGUUACAGUUUAACUGCUCAGUUUGUUGUGACACAAUUUAACUGGUUGAUUGCUGAUACCGAGAAAGCAAACAACGACUGUGUUGUAGUGCGUAACGAGAUACGUUUUUCUUUGUGUACACGAACUGUACGAGUUGAGGAACUUUCCUGGAGGUUUUGAACGGAAAUCGUUGUCAAAACGAGUGACAGUUUGAUUGCCGUGGAAAAUGCGUUUACAAGUUGAAGUCGGCUUCGCUUUCUGUGUGUUGCUAGCAGUGGCUGUAAUGCCAGGAGACUCGGCGUUACCCAAGAUUGUUACACCACCAAAAUUCGAGCAGGUAGUGUACGACAAAAAAGGAGUUGGUGAUGCAGAGGGUCCGUAUGAAGUUACAAUUCAGUGUGAAGUUGAGAAUGAUUCUGGUGACUCACGUCAGUGGGAUAGUACAGCAACUGCAUCACUCAUUCCUUACAUUCAAAACGAUGGAUCACUCAAGCUUACUAGUAUAGCAAAGGAUGACACUGCAUCUGUGAGUGGAGUUGACUACUGGUGCUAUGCAUCUAAUGAUAUUGGAAGAGUUGUUAGCACCAAUGGUACUCUUGUCUAUGCAACCUUUAAUAGUGGCAAUUGGGAAAAGCCAAUUGGUGUUAUUGAAGCAUUGGAUGGGUAUACAGCUGUGAUACCAUGUGAGGUGCCAGAUGAUGCCAAACCUCAUCCGAUGGUGCAAUGGCAAGUAGAUAACGAGGACCUUGAUCUUACAAAACCAGAAAAUGUUGUUCUUCCAUCGGGAAACCUGCAGAUUGACCCUGUGAGCAAGUCAAUGGAUGGCAAAGAGUUCUUUUGCACUGUAACCAACCAGUUUGUGACAUACUCGAUAUCAUCACCAAAGCAUGCUACACUGAGAGUUCAAGAUCGAUCACGGUCAGAGCCACACUUUCUUAAACAACCACGAAGAACAACUGCAGUUGUUGGAGAUAAUGUUGUCUUGGAGUGUGCAGCAUCUCCAGUCACAAGUUUUUUGUGGACGAAAGAUAAUGUUGGCCAUAAUUUUAAAGGCUCCCAACUAUUGGGAAAAGGCAACUUGCAUUUUCCUUCGGUACAAAAAUUUCACGAAGGCAAUUACAAAUGUCAAGCUGUGUUUGAGGUGUCCAAUACGCUUAAGCAUUUUAACGACAGUGAAGUUGUAAUGCUAACAGUGCUGGAGCCUCCCAGCAUCACAAGCUCACCUGGCGAAACACUCAAAGCAUACACUAAGAGUCCAUUUGAGAUGACAUGUGCAGCAAACGGGGAUCCUACACCAGUUAUUAAAUGGUACGCGAACGGUACAGAGCACACUUUUGGUCCUACACUGAAGAUCACUGCUGCACAGAAGAUUGAAGACGCUGGAAUAUAUCAGUGUUUUGCUAUUAACGAUGUAGGAGUGGCUGAAAGCAUUACUAGAGUGAUAAUUGAAGAUGCAACAAUAUCUUCUGUAAGUGCGUCUCCUGUGAAUGCAACUAUUGUGCAUGGUGGCAAUGCUAAAUUUGAGUGUCAAGCGGUGGGCGAUCCCAUACCUAAAAUCAGGUGGUUUAUUGAUGGUAAAGAGCCAAUGGACAAGGCUCCUAUCAAUUUUACACAUACGGAUGAUGGUGUUACACCGGUGAAGAGCUCAUUGACUGUUCAUGCUACUGCUAAGAGCUUUGGUGGAGAACAUGUCAUCUCGUGUAGAACGGACAGCUUUGCACCACAUCACUACUCAAACAAAACACUGAGAGCUGAGGUUGCAGCUGAAGUCAGACCUGUGCCGAAUAACUUGACUCUAUUAAGGGGCAAUACUUAUAUGCUACCUUGUCCAUCAUAUGGAUUUCCAACAGUUCAUCGAGUCUGGAAGAAGGGAGACGUUGUGGUUGACACAUCAGGGCCACGAAUCAAUAUAUCUGGUGAUGGCACACUUGUGAUUGGAAACGUGAUGGUUACAGAUGCUGGGAAGUAUAAUUGUAGUAUUGAAAAUACAGUCAAAGACGUACUGUAUAAAAGUUCAGCUGCUAUUGAUGUGACAGUACAUGUGGUGCCUGUUAAAGUAAAGUCUAACGCAGUCGCACCCAUUUUCAGUGAGGAUCUGGCUAUUCUCAACUGCACAGCAGAAGCCCUUCCCACGCCCCUUCUGAACUGGACAUUCGGCAAUACGUACAUUGACGGCAAUACGAAGUACACCAUCACAACAAAAUUUGAUCAAAUUCGUGUCACCAGCAUUCUCAAGUUUAAAGUCAAACCGGGUGACUAUGGCAACUACUUCUGUAUUGUAAAAAAUGUUGCAGGCACUCGGAGAAUCCAAAUACCAUUAGUACAAGCGAGUAAGAACAGUACAGCCGGUCCUCCGCUUGUUGCCGAUACCGAACUGGAGUCAUUUCCAGUCGUUCUGGUUGUGGCUCCGGCUGCGAUAGUAGCCUGUUUCAUUGUUGUCGUAGUCGUCAUUCUUUGCUACAACCAAAACAGAGGGUCGUAUGAACCAAAAAAAGUCGAGGGCUUUAUUGAACCGUUUCAGCUACGAACUUCGGGUGGUGCUGGUGAGCUGUAUGCUGCGCCUCCUGAUAUCAUUCGUCAUCGUGGAAAGUAUCUGGAUCAGCAGAAGAAAGCGCAAGAGGCAGAGCAUGCCAAUUUAUAUGCAUCGAUUGAUAAGAAAAAACCGUUGACAAAUAGUGACGAUCCUUCUGGAGCUGUAAGCUCUCGUCCAACUAGUUCUGCCGAGGAGGAUGAGACUGAUCUUGCUGCAGCUAAAAGCUCAUUCGUGUGAGGCAUGCUGGUCUUCAUUCACCACAACUGCAACUUCAGUUUCAUUAUAAUUAGCAAAGUAUGUAUAACUAACUCCCAUUAUUUGCUACAUUCCCCUAGUUAGCCAAACUGCAUUUGCUUUUUACUUAUUGAAUGUUGAUCUUUCCCAACUGAUUGCAACAAUUUUAAAUUGGUGUUGCUGAGACUGGUAUUCGAUAUGGUUUGGUCUGUUUAAUCAACUGUUGCUACUGUGUUGUAAUUUACUAUGUUUCGUGUGCAUCGACUG
Corticium candelabrum is the source of this 3179-nucleotide messenger RNA. RefSeq names its product hemicentin-2-like. The transcript is spliced from 14 exons. Gene Ontology annotation, biological process: homophilic cell-cell adhesion; synapse organization. Gene Ontology annotation, molecular function: axon guidance receptor activity. Lineage: Eukaryota; Metazoa; Porifera; Homoscleromorpha; Homosclerophorida; Plakinidae. The coding region runs from base 372 to 2915 and encodes 847 amino acids. Gene Ontology annotation, cellular component: plasma membrane; axon; neuronal cell body. The record is from RefSeq and is a predicted model, not a curated record.